AAUCAGAUCCUGGGUGGCAGCCUGCAGGACCUGCUGGCGCCUCCACAGCGGCUGAUCAAGGCCAAGUCUGAGAGCUCCGUGGCUUCGCUGUGCAGUGCUGCCACGGUCUUGUCCGCCAGCCACGACCAUGACGAGUUCUGCACAGACGACCUGGAAAGGAACCGGUCGAGGUCUUUGGAGCCGCUAAGUGGGCUGGCGAUGUGGAGCGACCACAUCGAGUACAUACAACUGCUGAAGGAAGACCGGGGGCUCGGCUUCUCUAUAUUGGACUACUUGGAUCCGUCCGAGCCUGGUAGUUCAGUGAUCGUGGUCCGGUCGGUGGUGGGCGGCGGCGCGGCGGCCAGCGACGGCCGCCUGCAGCCCGGCGACCGGCUCAUCUCCGUCAAUGGCCUGGACGUGUCGCGGAGCCCGCUCGCUGCAGCUGUGAGCGCUAUCAAGAGCGCGCCCAAAGGAAUUGUUACGAUAGGUAUCGCAAAACCUCUUCCCUGCAGUACCGUAGUGGGCGGAGAGAAAGCCAACGGACACAGUAUGCAGAGUAGUCAGAAACUGGAGUACUUCACGAAAAUCCUGCGCCUUAUCAUGUCUCUCCACCGCGACAUCUUGGAACUCCAGCUUCAGUGUUCCCAGGACUACGACCCUGCGCCUCCUUUGCCAUCCCCCUUUAGAGUCCCCCCUAAGAUUAAAGCAGAGAUCACCAUGAAAUGACAGGAGGAAAAACUGAGGUAUUCGGUCACAGUCGAAGUGCCGGAUGGCGCGCGGUCCGAUGACGGGCCGAAGUGCGAGGAAACGAAGAUUUGAAAUGGAACGCAAAUGGAACUGUUAC
Molecule: messenger RNA, 823 nt
Organism: Ostrinia furnacalis (Asian corn borer)
Lineage: Eukaryota; Metazoa; Arthropoda; Insecta; Lepidoptera; Crambidae
Product: patj homolog
Exons: 5
Molecular function (GO): protein binding
Source: RefSeq, a predicted model, not a curated record